GUACGGUGAGUACUCACUCUCUUUUCAAAGACAACUUUUAGUCAAAUGGCAAAGAGAAAUGUUGCUUAUAUCUCCUUUAUAUGCGUGUACCAUAAUUCAAAAUGUAAUGGAUUUUCUUCAAAGCUGUUUGUAUUAGUGGUUACUCAAGAUAGCCGCAGCUUGACAACACCAUGACUUGGCGAAUGUGUUAUAGUACAACCUGUUGUACCGGGAUCUGAAGAGGUUUUCCAACAAUGGGGAGCAUUUCUGCAAGGUCAUGACAGUAUGUCAGCAAAGGUAUGGUCAAUGUGAUGUACUGUAUUUGCAUACACAACUCCUUGAGAAUAACCUUUGAGGUCAUUUAUUUGAGCAUAGUAUGCUCUCUCAGAUUGGAAAAGUUACACUUUUGAAGCUGAACUGCACAUUUUUCAUGACAUUUCCAUUCUUUUUUUGGUACGUACCGACACAUCCAUUCAGAAUUGCAUGCUGAAGUCCUAACUUUCGGAUUGAAUUUGAAUUACCUGUAGUUACGGUUUCACCUCGGUUACAAAAGUAGCAUGCCUUGAUUACAUUUCUCUGUGACUAGGGCUGAGCUGGAGGUCGAGAGCACCCUUACCUGCAGAUCUAUAAAUUAUGUCUCUGUAAUCUAGCAGGGGUAGGAAUUAAGGUAAUCUGAAUCAGGGUUGUUUGGCAGCUGGGGUGAAAGAGGAGAGAUUACAAGAGGAAUUGUAAUAAUGGCACCAGAGAAGAUGACUGCCUUUUUUUACGGGCUCCUAAACAAUUGUGCAAUUGGGUUAUUUGUAACAUAUUUUGUACAUUAUGUUUCCGCCACCGUCUCGUAUGACCGAAAAGAGCUUCUGAAUAUCAGAACAGCGAUUAAUCACCUUGUACUGGACGAAGACACCAGACAAGGCCCAAAUCCCUGUCAUUCGCAUGAAGAAGAGAUGGAGAUAUAGGGGUAGGACGGGGCCCCUUGUAAGACUCCGACGGCAAUUGAGUAACCCGCCUCUACCAUCAGUGCUAUUAGCCAACGUGCAAUCAUUGAAUAAUAAACUGGAUGAGCUCUGAUCAAGACUAUCCUACCAACGGGACAUUAAAAACUGUAAUAUCUUAUGUUUUACCAAGUCGCGGCUGAAUGACGACAUGGAUAACAUACAGCUGGCUGAGUUUUCGGUGCAUCGGCAAGAUAGAACAGCUGCCGCCGGUAAGAUAAGGGGUGGCGGUCUGUGUCUAUUUGUCAAUAACAGCUGGUGCAAGAAAUCUAAUAUUAAGGUUUUGCUUGCCUGAGGUAGCUGUAGUUUAUUUACCAAGAGAGUAAAUAAACUAUCUAUAUUUAUCGUAGCUGUCUAUUUACCACAAUAAACCGAUGCUGGCACUAAGACCACACUCAACGAGUUGUAUAAGGCCAUAAGCAAAGAAGAAAAUGCUCAUCCAGAGGCGCCACUCCUAGUGGCCAGUGACUUUAAUGCAGGGAAACAUAUGUUUCACCUCAUUUCUAUCAGCAUGUUACAUGUUCAACCUGAGGGGGAAAUAAAACUCCAGACCACCUUUACUCCACACACAGAGACGCGUACAAAACUCUCCCUCACCCUCCAUUUGGCAAAUCUGACCAUUACUAAAUCCUCCUGAUUCCCACUUACAAGCAAAAACUAAAGCAGGAAGUACCAGUGACUCGCUCAAUACGGAAGUGGUCAGAUGAAGGAGAUGCUAAGAACAGGACUGUUUCACUAGCACAGACUGGAAUAUGUUUCUGGGAUUCUUCCAAUGGCAUUAAGGAGUACACCACAUAAGUCACUGGCUUCAUCAAUAAGUGCAUCGAUGAUGUCGUCCCCACAGUGACCGUACCCCAACCAGAAGCCAUGGAUUACAGGAAACAUCCGCACUGAGCUAAAGGCUAGAGCUGCUGCUUUCAAGGAGCAGGAAUCUAACCUGGACGCUUAGAAGAAAUCCCGCUAUGCCCUCCGACAAACCAUCAAAAAGGCAAAGCAUCAAUACAGAACAAAGAUUGAAUCCUACUACACAGGCUCAGACGCUCGUUGGAUAUGGCCGGGCUUGUAAACUACUGACUACAAAAGGUAAGCACAGACGUGAGAUGCCCAGUGACAUGAGCCUACCAGACAAGCUAAAUGACUUCUAUGUGUGCUUCUAGGCAAGCAACACUGAAGCAUGCAUGAGAGCACUAGCUGUUCCGGACGACUGUGUGAUCACGCUCUCCGUAGCCGAUGUGAGGAAGACCUUUAAAACAGGUCAACAUUCACAAGGCCAUUAAUAUGGAGUUGGUCCCCCCUUUGCUGCUACAAUAGCCUCCACUGUUCUGGGAAGGCUUUCCACUAGAUAUUUUUACAAGGACUUGCUUCCAUUCAGCCACAAGAGCAUUAGUGAGGUCAGGGACUGAUGUUGGGCGAUUAGGCCUGGAUGCAGUCGGUGUUCCAAUUCUUGGGGUUAAGGUCAGGGUUCUGUGCAGGCCAGUCAAGUUCUUCCACACCGAUCUCGACAGACCAUUUCUGUAUGGACCUCACUUUUUGCACGGGGGCAUUGUCAUGCUGAAACAGGAAAGGGCCUUUGUUGCCACAAGUUGGAAGCACAGAAUUGUCUAGAAUGUCAUUGUAUGCUGUAUCGUUAAGUGUUCCCUUCAUUGGAACUAAGGGGCCUAGCCUGAACCAUGGAAAAACAGCCCCAUACCCUUAUUCCUUUACAGUUUACUUUAGUUGGCACUAUGUAUUCGGGUAGGUAGCGUUCUCCUGGCAUCUGCCAAACCCAGAUUUGUCCGUUGGACUGCCAGAUGUGCAUGGUAAUCGUUGUCAUGUGUGCAGCUGUUCGGCCAUGUAAACACAUUUCAUGAAGCUCCUGAUGAACAGUUAUUGUGCUGACGUUGCUUCCAGUGGCAGUUUGGAACUUGAGUGUUGAAACAGAGGACAGAAGAUUUUUACGCACUACAAGCUUCAGCAAUCGGAUGUCCCGUUCUGUGAACUUGUGUGGCCUACCACUUCACGGCUUAGCCGUUGUUGCUCCUAGAAAUAUCCACUUCACAAUAACAGCACAUACUGUACAAUUGACCUGGGCAGCUCUAGGAGGGCAGAAAUCUGACAAACUGACUUUUUGGAAAGGUGGCAUCCUAUGAGGGUGCCACAUUGGUAGUAGAAUGGCCUCAGUCACUUUCAAUGUUAGUUUAUGGAGAUUGCAUGGCCGUGUGCUCGAUUUUAUACACCUGUCAGCAACGAGUGUGGCUGAAAUAGCCGAAUCAACUCAUUUGAAAGGGUGUCCACAUACUUAGGUUCAUAACCAAUGUGCAUUUGUCAGAGCAUUGAGCAAAUUCAUUCUAGCCUAGAUUAUAUCAUUUACAACCUAUACAGUUCAUUCCAUAUUGUGCAUGUUCAUUCAGAUUUAGACAGCACAAACACCAUAGCAUAACCUUUGACACAACACUAUAUGCAAUUCAACAAGUAUGUUAAUAUACAUCCUAACCAGAUUAUGUUCCGUUUUCAAAAGGAUUGUGAGCAGAGUAUUAUUCAAUUGGCUCAUCCAGUCAAAAUCAGGAGCUCCAUCAUUUACUAAGGACCCUCGGAGUGUGAAAUCAGAGGCCCCAGUGAAAGCAAACUGUCUUCAAUGCUUUCGUCCAAGAUAGAGCCACAGCCAAGACUGAGGAAGAGGAAAGUAACACCCAUACACAAGGAGAGACUGAUGUCCACGGUACAGCAUUGUAGUUGUGGCCAAGGGAGCAGCUGUCCCAGUCGUGCCAGACAGACUGAACCCCAGAUGGACCUCAUCCACAGCAGUGGGGUGCUGGUGAUCCAGCACCUCCAGAGCAACUACAAGGACUACCAUGACUUCCUUGACUUCAUGUCCUCUGUGGGCGACCCUCGUAACAUCUUUUCUCUCUAUUUCCCUCUGUGGUUUCAGCUUAGCCAAAUUGUCGGCACCAAGAUGAUAUGGGUGGCAGUUAUCGGAGACUGGUUCAACCUCAUUUUCAAAUGGAUUCUGUUUGGUCAACGGCCAUACUGGUGGGUGCAUGAAACUCUCUUUUACCAGAAUAAUUCACUCCCCCAGCUGGAGCAGUUCCACAUUACCUGUGAAACAGGACCAGGCAGUCCAUCCGGUCAUGCCAUGGGCUCUUCGUGUGUCUGGUAUGUAAUGAUCACAUCAGCACUCAACUUUACCAGACGCCUUUGUGACAGCUCAACUCAGGGUUGCCAGAGGUUUGGGCUUGUGUGGUCCUUUUUGUGGAUGGCAUUUUGGAUCAUUCAGAUUAGUGUUGGCAUCUCCAGGAUCUUCAUCGCCACACACUUCCCUCACCAGGUUAUCCUUGGUGUUCUAGCUGGUAUACUAGUUGCUGAAGCAUUUGAGCAUGUUCCCUCGAUCCACACAGCCAGUUUAAAAGUCUACCUUCACACUAGCUUAUUUCUGUUCUCCUUUGCCGUCAGCCUUUACUUGCUCCUUAAAAUGAUAGACAUUGACCUAUUGUGGUCGAUACCUAAAGCAAAGAAGUGGUGUGCCAAUCCAGACUGGAUCCACCUGGACACUACACCUUUUGCUGGUUUAGUGAGGAACCUGGGAGCAUUGUUUGGACUUGGCCUGGCCAUUAACUCUCAGAUGUUCAUCCAGAGCUGCAAGGUGAAGAACGGCUACAAGACUAGGUUUAAACUCAUGUGUGUAGCAGCCAAUCUGACCUCUCUGCAGCUGUACGAUUUCAUCAAAAUUCCCACUCACACAGAGAUCCUGUUCUACACACUCUCAUUCUGUAAGAGUGCUGCAGUCCCUCUUAGUGUGGUGGCACUCAUCCCCUACGGUGUUCACUUGUUGAUAGGAGACAAGGAGAGGAAAUUAGACUAAAUGUUUGUACAUCGUCACUUGACACAAUGACGAAUUGCAUUAUAAUGAACAUAGAUUGCUAUGGCAAUUUGUUUAUGGUUGUAAUGUAGAUAUCUUUUGCUAAGCUAUUUACCUUGUUGGAAAAUGUGGAUUAUAAUUUUUGCAAUGUUAAAUUGUAUGUUACAUGUACAGUGUGAAAUGAGUGAGCUGGUGUUUUUUUAAGACAAAAAAAAUUAAAGUAAAUUGUAAACAAAAUGUGUUUUAUCAAUUUCCUUUACUGUUUUUAACCUUUAUUUAACUAGGCAAGUCAGUUAAGAACAAAUUCUUAUUUACAAUGAUGGCCGGAUGACGCUGGACUAAUUGUGCGCCACCCUAUGGGAAUCCCAAUCACAGCCGGAUGUGAUAUAGCCUGGAUUUGAACCAGGGACUGUAGUGACACCUAUUGCACUGAGAUGCAGUGCCUUACACCGCUGCGCCACUCAGGAGCCUGUAAAUAUUCUCAUUCUACUGUGAUUCCAAUUUAGAUUCAUGUUUUUCCUUGAGAAAGAGCUACUAUAUAUAUGUAUAUAUAUAUUUUUUUUUUUUCAUAUUAUGAGGUUGGAGUAAUACUGUGAAAUUGUGAAAAUGAUGAUGCCAUUUUAGUUUGAAAAGAUGGCCUGAAAUUUCAGCCUGUUUUGGUGUUUAGUGCUGGGUGAUUAACCGAAAUGUCAGUUAUUUUUCUUUUUUUUAAAACAACAAAUUGACUGAUGUCAGUUCAAUUAUUUGAAUUCCAUUUCAUAUUUUUUUUCUGUGAGCUCAACACGCACAUCACAGUUUCUCUACAGAUAAAUCAGAGUCAGGCUGAACUGUGUGAUGUAGUAGGGAGUUCUAGUUUUCAACCAGACAAUAUUCUACCUAGUUUAGCGCAUAAAAUGUGGUAAUUAACUACAAUGACCCUAUUCCAUUGCGCAGCUACUUGUCCUGUCUGUAUUUAUUUUAAGCCUGCUAUGGAAGAGAGAUGAAUACCAGACCUUGAGGCGAUAUAGAGAACAGCUGUUGCUUUGUGAGGUAUCUUUACACUUGUUGAUAUUCAGCAGUUAUAAAAGUAUGUCUUAUUUCAUUUGAAGAACUACAAAAUAGUGAUUUUGUCAGACAGCGUAGGCAGCAGCUCUAUAGAGAUGAGAUGAUGACUGAAAUAACAAGUCAUCAAAUAAAACAAAUGUAAUAUACACAACAACUGAAAUAUUUUAUUAAAGUAAAGUAAUGUGAAUAAAUGAUGGUUAAUAA
Messenger RNA from Oncorhynchus nerka (sockeye salmon), 6054 nucleotides. Its product is annotated as glucose-6-phosphatase 2. Lineage: Eukaryota; Metazoa; Chordata; Actinopteri; Salmoniformes; Salmonidae. The record is from RefSeq and is a predicted model, not a curated record. Gene Ontology annotation, molecular function: glucose-6-phosphatase activity. Gene Ontology annotation, cellular component: membrane. Gene Ontology annotation, biological process: gluconeogenesis; glucose 6-phosphate metabolic process. The transcript has 6 exons. Bases 3586 to 4809 code for a protein of 407 amino acids.